This is a messenger RNA of Lagenorhynchus albirostris (white-beaked dolphin), 2049 nucleotides long. Its product is annotated as NUT family member 2G-like. The transcript is spliced from 8 exons. The coding region runs from base 1 to 2049 and encodes 682 amino acids. NCBI's taxonomy places the organism in Eukaryota, Metazoa, Chordata, Mammalia, Artiodactyla, Delphinidae. The record is from RefSeq and is a predicted model, not a curated record.
AUGGCUUCAGAAGGAGCAGCUCCAGUGCUGGGAACGGAUGUCAUCAUGAACCCUGGUGCCUCCUUGUCUGAUUUCAUGGCAGUGCUCUAUCCUCCACCCAUUCCUGGCCCCCAGGACCGGCCACCCUGGGGGCAGCACCUGCCACCUCCCAUCACCCCAGCAUUCCCUCCUGGCAGCAGCCUGCUGCUGCCAGCUUUCCCCACGACGCCUUUGGUGGCUAAUGGUGGCCGUGGACCCAGUGCCCCUGGGGCUUGCAACCUCACUGUCCAAGUCAGGUCACAAGGGAGGCGAGUGGAGGUCCCCCAGACUCAGACCUUUAUCAUAACUCAGGGCCCCCUCACCUGGAGCGCUCCAGGGGCCCUCAGCGGGACUGCUGCAUGUCCUGCACCCGUAUUCUUAGCACCCCCUGCGAUGGAGACCAUUGUGACUGCUCCAGCUGUUGGAGUUACUCAGGCUGGCAAGGGAGGCUGGACCCCAGGCUUUCCUCCUCAAGCUCCACCACCAGCUGCCCAGCUGGCCCCUAUCAUUCGCCCAGUGAACUCUGGGCCUUGGCCACAUGGCACUUCCAGGGAGGGCAGCCUGGCCACCAACCAGCCCUACGCCUCGCAGGGUGACUGCUCUAACCCCCAGAGCGUGUACAGUAACUUCCGACGUUGGCAGCGCCUCAAACCACUGGCCUGGAGACACCUUCCCCAGAGUCCUGAUGCAGAAGCUCUGUCCUGCUUUCUCAUCCCAGUGCUUCGAUCCAUGGCCCGCCUGAAGCCCACCAUGACGCUGGAGGAGGCACUGUGCAGGGCCGCGCAGGAAUGGCAGCGCAUAAGCAACGUUGACCGGAUGAUCUACUACAAGAUAGCGGAAAAGUUCGUGGAAUUUGAGGCCGAGGAGGAGAUGCAGAUUCAGAAGGGGCAGUGGAUGCAGUGCGCGCAGGACCUGCCUCCUCCAGCCCCACCGAAGCUGGAUCCUCGGGGGCCCCCAGCCCCGAAAGUGGGCCUUCAGCCAGCCUGUGCUCCCAGGAUGUCCGGCCCCAGGGCCCAGCCCUCCUGCCCAGAGCCACACAGGUCCCAGCAGCCCCCGGAGCCCAAGGCACCCAAGGAGAUUCCCCCUGAGGCUGUGAGGGAGUAUAUGGACAUCAUGGAUGCGCUGGUGGGGCCCGUCCACUCAGCCACAGGCGAGUCAGAUGCAGAAGGUGGAGAGGACGGAAAUGAGCUGAAGCAGGAAGAGGACGGCAUCUACUCCGACCCGGGCCUCUUGAGCUACAUUGACAAGCUGUGUUCCCAGGAGGACUUUGUCACCAAGGUGGAGGCAGUCAUUCACCCUCGAUUCCUGGCAGAAUUGCUUUCCCCAGACCCACAGCUGGAUCUCUUGGCCCUAGUGGAAGAGCUGGAGCAGGAGGAAGGGCUCACGCCAGAAGAACUGGUGCAGAAACGACUCCUGGCCUUGAAAGAGGACGAGGGUGUGCGGGCAGCCCCGAGUCACAGCGCACCCGGAACGCGCUCAAGUCCUUCUGAGUCCGACGCCGGCCAACGUGCCCAGAGGCAUGACCAAGACCCCCAUCUAGGGGGUCAAAGGCGCGCUGGCCCUCUACGGGGACCCAGGGAUGCGUCUGUUCUCAGAGAGGCCUCUCCUGUUCGGGAGGCCCGAGGGCCCAGGGACGGCUCCAGUGAUGAUGACGAGGAGCUCCCCAGCCUGGCCUUCCUGUUCGGCUCUCUGCAGAGCCUACUGCCUGGCUGGGUGUCCCAGAGUCCUGCCCAUGCCUCAGGCCUGGCCUCCCCUGGAGGUUGGGGGGCCCAGAGUGCUCCCCACGCCCCCUCCCAUCAGAGAAGAGGCCUCAGCCCAGCUCCACCAGCCGCUCCCAAGUCGAGGAAGCGGGCUCUGUGUGGACGCCCAGCCGCUGCUGAGAAGCUGCCCAUCCCCGGGGCUGGCCUCGGGGUGUCUGGGAGGCCAGGCUUGGCUCUGGGGCCUGCUCGCCCCUCACAGCCGAGAAAAAGAAAGUGUGACCCGUGUGUCACUGAGAAGAGUAGGAAGUGGAAGAAGCACUGCAGUCAGUAG